AUGGAGCAAGAUGGAGGAUUAUCGAAGGCCGGAGUGGUAAAUCAACUGCUACCUCAAGAAGAAGUGGCAGUUACUGCUUCGCAAGAACAAGUCCUAGCAUUAGCUGAUCCUAAGGAGAAUGCGCUAGCAGACUCCAAUGAGGGACUGAUUAGGGCAGUACUAGAGGAUGUGGAGUCAAGGAGAAGGACUGGGCAGCUCGCUAAGGAGAAGGAGGCAGAUGAAGUGGCAAAAGCUCAACGAAGAAGGGAGAGAAAGGAAAAGAAGAAGAACGAAGAUGAUGAGGAUGAAGAAAAGGGGCGUCUAAUCAUCGCCUCAAUAGAUUUGACUAGACGGCUUCAUGAUGAGGAAGUGUGCCAUGUUAAUGCAUUGGAAGAAGAAAAUACCAAAAAGAAGCUCGAGGAUGAGUGUCUCAUUAAUCUUGCCUCUGAGCAGUUUGAGAAGGAGUUGAAGGAGGAAGAGGAAGCUGAGAAGAGAAAGAAGGAAGAGAAAAAGUUGCUUCGAAGGGCAAAGGUCCAGCGCAACAUUGAACUCAAACGCAAGGAGAUAGAGGAAUGGGAAAAAGAAAAAGUUGAUCAAGAGAGGGAAAUGGUGCGCAUGAGACGCCAAAGGGCCCGACUUGCGGUCGUUCAAGAUAAUGGUGAGGAGAAGGUCGAAGGCAGUAAAUCAUCGCCAGCCUUGAGAUGCCAGAAGGUCAGAAAAGAAAUUGAUGACCGUCUAAUGGAGAUGGGCUUCUUCCCGACGCCAAACCCACUACCAAACUUCAUCACCAGCAUAAUGAUAAGGCUUAGAUGA
This is a messenger RNA of Benincasa hispida (wax gourd), 792 nucleotides long. The record is from RefSeq and is a predicted model, not a curated record. NCBI's taxonomy places the organism in Eukaryota, Viridiplantae, Streptophyta, Magnoliopsida, Cucurbitales, Cucurbitaceae.